AUGGCUAUUAAGCCCCCGCUGGAUGCAAGGGAAUACGUGAAAGCUUCCUCUGCUAUUUCUAUCCAAGAGUGGAGCUUGGAAAGCUUCCUUCAACAUCAUCCAGCCAAGUUUAAUGGGAAGUGCAGCCCAGGUGAAGCUAAUCAUUGGUUUAGAGACAUGGAGAGAAUAUACGAAGCUAAGAGGUGCCCAGAUGAGAAUAAGUUGACUUAUACUCAUUACUCAAGACCAAGUUUUACACUGAAUAUUUCCCUGACAAUUGAUAAGGAGAUUGAGUUUCUCCAACUGGUUCAAGGAAAUAUGACUAUUGUUGAGUAUGCUGACCGAUUUAAACACUUGCUUCGGUUCUACACCAUGGCCAUAGAGAAAGAGUGGCAGUGCAGGAAGUUUGAAAAUGGUUUGAGAGGAGAUAUCAAGUUGUUGCUGAAGGGACUGCGCAUUCAGAAGUUUCCUACUUUGGUAGAGAUGGCCCGUGUGAUGGAGAAGACCAAGAAAGAGGUUGAAGGAUAG
Messenger RNA from Vigna radiata var. radiata (mung bean), 507 nucleotides. RefSeq lists its product as uncharacterized. Lineage: Eukaryota; Viridiplantae; Streptophyta; Magnoliopsida; Fabales; Fabaceae. The transcript has 3 exons. The coding region runs from base 1 to 507 and encodes 168 amino acids. The record is from RefSeq and is a predicted model, not a curated record.